GGAAGUAGCUACGUGUUCAUUUUUGCGACAGUUCAGGAAGCAUCUACGAACAGCUACAGAAACGAGCAAGAGUUGGUGCUUUCUCCUGCGAAGGAGUGCAGCAAAACAGCACCAUGUUGCCGACAACGAACAGCAACGGUGCCCUCAGUUCUAGGGACGCUGCACGUCACACGGCAGGCGCCAAGCGCUACAAGUACCUGCGACGGCUGCUCCACUUCAAACAGAUGGACUUUGAAUUUGCCCUGUGGCAGAUGCUUUACUUGUUCACAUCACCACAGAGAGUCUACCGCAACUUUCACUACAGGAAACAGACAAAGGACCAGUGGGCCAGGGACGACCCUGCUUUCCUGGUGCUGCUCAGCAUCUGGCUAUGUGUGUCAACAAUAGGCUUUGGUCUGGUGCUGGACAUGGGAGUCGUGGAAACUCUGAAGCUGCUGCUGUGGGUGGUCUUUGUUGACUGUAUAGGAGUCGGUCUGCUCAUAUCAACCCUCAUGUGGGUUGUCAGCAACAAGUACCUGCUGAAACAUCCCAGCAGAAACUUUGAUGUGGAGUGGGGCUACGCAUUUGAUGUUCACCUCAAUGCCUUCUAUCCCCUUCUUGUCAUCCUUCAUUUCCUGCAGCUCUUCUUCAUCAACCAUGUGGUGGUAAUAAACUCCGACUGGUUCCUGGGAUACUUUGUCGGGAACACUUUGUGGCUUAUUGCCAUUAGUUAUUAUCUCUACAUCACUUUCCUUGGGUACAACGCCCUGCCCUUCCUGAAGAACACAGUGGUGCUGCUCUACCCCUUCGCUCUGCUCGGCCUCAUCUACGUCCUCUCCGUGUCUCUGGGCUGGAAUUUCACCAAGGGUCUCUGCUGGUUUUACAAGUUCAGAGUCCAGUAGGACCAGUUUGUCUCUACUGUGGACUCUAGUUGGCUCCAGGCUGACUCAAGAUCUGUUUUCAACUCACAUCUAGGUGACUACAAAUCUAUUUCCAGCUACUGUCAGUCAACAUCUGGUGUGGAAUGACUCUCAGUAAGCUGUGUUGGUUGACACUGAGCUGGUUGACUGUUGCUCAACUUUCUGUUUGGCUCUUAUUUUGAGCUGGAGCUCCACAGUCCGUGAACAGUGGUGUGUAUGGACAAGUUGCAGAAACGGGGAUGGAUGACAUACAGCUUUUAUUGUUGUUCUUUUUUGUAUGAUUUGUAAAUAUUAUUCUGGCAGGUUGUAAUAUAUAAACAAAUGAUUGUUUCUGAAGAGAAAAUGUUGCUUUGUUUCUUUGAGUUUUCUUUAAAAAAACGACUGAAAAAAAAUCAAAUCCUGCUUAUUGAAGAGAGAAAAGGAAAGUGGAGGAACAUGGGAUGCAAUUUCUUUUUCCUUUUCGUUUUUUCUUAAAGUGUACAUUCCAGAGCACUUUCAAUAAAAGGUUUUAUUAACUUA
This is a messenger RNA of Epinephelus lanceolatus (giant grouper), 1418 nucleotides long. RefSeq names its product unc-50 homolog (C. elegans) (gene unc50). Gene Ontology annotation, cellular component: Golgi membrane. Lineage: Eukaryota; Metazoa; Chordata; Actinopteri; Perciformes; Serranidae. The record is from RefSeq and is a predicted model, not a curated record.